This is a messenger RNA of Andrographis paniculata, 3125 nucleotides long. RefSeq lists its product as uncharacterized. NCBI's taxonomy places the organism in Eukaryota, Viridiplantae, Streptophyta, Magnoliopsida, Lamiales, Acanthaceae. The transcript is spliced from 2 exons. The coding region runs from base 1147 to 3078 and encodes 643 amino acids. The record is from RefSeq and is a predicted model, not a curated record.
UUUCAACAAAAAUAAAGUAAAAUUCAAAGACAUAGAAAAUAUCCUUAAACUUGAUUAAUUAGUGCCUGAGAUUAGGAAUCUCUAAACACUGUAACGUACAGAAACUAAACUGGAAAAUAAAAUACUGAAAUUUAAAGUGGUGAUCCCCAAAUCUGACUUUGCUUUGUUGAAGUUGAUUGAAGAUGCCUUGCCAAAUGAUGAUCCAAAUCCUUAAAUAUUCCCUGGGAAACCGUACUGAAAACCGUCACCCGAACGGUUACAACGUCUCCUUCUCAACCGUCUUCCAACCUUUCUUAUGCUGACACGUGUCCCCAGCAGACCAAAAAUCCCUAUAUUUCACUCCUUGAGCCAACUACAGACCUUCCGCUCUUUUGGCCCGACUUCGUCCUUCGUCCGACCUACUUCUUCGCCCGACCCCACUUGGGCCGACCUCCAUAUCAACCGCCCCCUAUAUUUGAUCAAAGGCCUCCGUGUUUGUCCGACUCCUCCUUCUAUCCGACCUACAGUUUACCCGACCUGCGGAUAUCCCAUCUCAACGACUUUCUGUCUCGAGGAUCUCCCGACUUGAAAACCUUCCGACUUGAGGUCUUUCCGUCUUGCGGACCUCCCGACCUGAAGACCUUCCGACUUGAGGUCUUUCCGUCUUGCGGACCUCCCGACCUGAAGACCUUCCGACUUGAGGUCUUUCAUCUUGAGGGCCUCCCGACCUGAAGACCUUCCGACUUGAGGUCUUCCCGUCUGGCGGACCUCCCGACCUGAAAACCUUCCGACCUGAGGUCUUUCCGUCCUGAGGACCUACCGACCUGAGGUCCUUCCGUCCUGUAUUUUCCUUAGAAAUAAAUAAAUAAAUUUAUUUUCCUUGAUUUCCUCACGGUGUCCUUCAGCCAGUUCAAUCAACCCUAUUGUCAGGCCCAUUCUUCUUUUUACCUUGGGCUUUUAACCUAAUUCUAAAUUUCGUACGUAACAACUUGCCCGCCGCCAAGGGACUUUCAAACGCCAUUUAGCAAUCAAUGUUUGGAAGUUCAUAAAUCACUACCCUCUUGAAAAACUCCCUUAGCAACUGCACCAGUUACUGCAACACUCCUGAUAAACUUCCUUCUUCGCAAUACAAGCCUGUGUGAAUCACAAUCCCAAAACAUUCUAACUAUGGCGAAUCAAUACAUGCCUGCCCUUCCUUUCGACGGAACCCUUCCAGAAGGUCCAUUUUCAGCUUCGAAAGUACUAACUCCGACGAUCCGUCCAUAUUGCACUACUCCUGAAGAUUCAAAUCGGAUGAGGGAAGUUUUGGAAUCUCGCAACCCCUUGGCUAUCAACAAUCCCAACUACCAAGCAGUUCGCAUCCGGGACAGCAUCAAGACCCAUCUCACAGACCCAAAAGAUCUGUAUCGCGCUUGGUAUCGACGAGUAGCAGAACACUUCCAGACCCAAUGGCGUUCCCAAAAAAUCGACCAAGCAAUAUUGCUGUCCACCAUGCCUAUCAACCUGCAUGAGAAGGUGUUGUUGGCCAUGUCUGCCUUCUGGAAUGCGGAAAAUGGGACUUUCCUCUUCCCAUCAGGCCCCUUUGGCCCAACUCUUAUGGACGUGGCCAUGAUCGCACAUCUCCCAAUCGUGGGUGAAGACCCUGUAAUGGGAGCCCUAGAUGGGCAGGAGCCAUCAGAAGACCAUCCGGGAUGGUCCUUACAAAGUGUGAAGGAAUGGGGUUGGACAAAGUUCGCAACCGACCAGCAAGGGGCUCCAGGGACUCCUGUAACCGACCGGGAGCAUACUGCCUUUAUUCUGUUCUGGCUUUGUAGGUACAUCAUUGUUUCUCCUUCCAAAAGUGUUCUUCCUUCCCACCUCGACCUGGCCAUUCAUAUUGCGUCAGGUCGGUUCUUCUCCCUUGGUACUCUAUUUUUAGCCAAUCUGUUCGAAGGACUCACCAGGGUUAGCCUUCGUUUAACAGAUAACGAUAAUAGGAAAUUAGACACUGCCGCGUCGGGUCCUUUUUGGUUUUUAGAACUUUGGUCCCGUCUUUACUUUCCCAACGCGUUUAACUUAGGAUCUCCGCCCACUAUGCCAACGUCUGAAAAACAUUUAGGAUUAGUCCUCAACCGACUCUGCUCAGGACGCAAUAAACUCCAAUCAUCCGACCCAAUAAUAACUGCCAUUUUAACAGAUACCCGCAGUAACUCUCGAUUUUCUAUGUAUAAAAAAUAUGCGGGUUAUGCUCCCGACCAUUUUUGGCCCUUUCCAGUACCAAACCCACUUCCGACUCCUGAGCCUUGUCCUCAUCCCACCUAUCCUUUCGCCUGGGACGUCGCCCUCAAACCCAGGUCUCUUUUUAGUAGCAAGAAACUUGAUAAAAAAGGGCAGAAAACUUUUUACACUUUUAACUAUGAACCUCAAUUCAUGGCGCGCCAGUUCGGCUGUUGCCAAGGUAUCCCUGGACCCGUCGCGUGUCCCCAAAUAAUUUUUCAAAGCCCCGACCGACGAGUCCUUCCUAAUUCAAUCCCUUCUUAUAUCUCCCAGCUCACCACGUAUAUAAUUUCCAAUUCUUAUAUUCCUUUCCGCUCCAACCCUGAGAUCGUAGAUACUUUCAAUGAAUGGUGGUCGGUCGUAUGGUCCCUGAUAUCCCCUGAUGAGAGUCGGUUGCUGAACGUCCUCCUCCCUCCCCAAGGACUGGUUCUAGGGACGGCGAUACAUACUAGCACCCAAAAACAUACAACCGCCCCGGGAAUCGGAUCUGGUGGUCCCACGCGCAAAAGAAAAACUUCCCAAUUGCAAACACCCCCGACCUCGGAGACCGACCAACAAACACUAGCAGACCUUGGAAUAAAUAGGACGUCAGCAAGGACCCGACCCCGAAUUGAACCGACCUUGGUGACACCGACCAAGCAACCGACGCCAGCACCAACCGACCAUUCAAUCGGGCCUUUGGUCCAGACCAAUUUGCCAAUGAGCAAUCGGGCGGAGGACCCGACGCGGAGGCAAACUCUUCCUCCCGCACCGAGGAGUGGUCGGGCCAGGCCCCCGACCAGGAGACAAUCUUUACCAGCAGUACCUACAGAAACAGUAAGUUCUCUCACCAGCACUCCUUAGUAUUCUAAUGAUCAACCUUGAUAUAGUUAACAACAAACAUCUUCAUG